AGUGAGCGUCACGGCCGAAAUCGUAAUUUGUCUUACGAAAAAUGUUAAUUAUUUCCCGAAAAAAGGUAUAUUAAUGCCUCAGGAUGGGAGGUGAUAUUAAAGUGUGCAGGAUAUGCUUUCGGAAUGAUUCGAAAUUUUACCAUUUCGACAAAUUUGACUUGAAGAAAUACUAUGAAGAAGUUACACACAAACCCAUUGCGAAGAAGGAUAAGCUGCCCAAGUACUUCUGCUACGAAUGUGCGUCGUUGCUGCAUAAGUUUCACAUGUUCAAGGAGAAAUGUGACCACGGAGAGAAGGUCCUCAAUAACAUGUUGUGGAGCAAGCCACUCACACACGCCCGAAUCGCCGAGCUAAACAGGAACGUUUACCCUGUCAAUUAUUUGAUGCUGGAAGUUGUGACCGUCAACAAAAAGGUCAAAACAUUCAACUGUCAACAUGGCUCUUCCCACGGCUCCCAGAACAAGCACAGCUCACAACAUAAACAAAACAUACCUAUACCAAAACCGAUCACAGUAACCAUACCCGAAGAGAGAAAAUCCGAUGAGCUCAAAACGGAGGCUCUGAAAGAAGAAGACGCGUUUUCUGAAGGCCCAUAUUCGGACGGUGAGGACAAAAGCGACCCUAUUGUCCCUGAAAAAGUUAAGUCUGAAGAUGAAAUUCCCAUAAAGAAAGAAGACGAAGACGCUAAAGCCAAAACACCAGCUAAAAAAGGCAAACGAAACACUAAACCGAAACAGACUAGCACAAGACCUAGAAGAAAAGCAACUAAAAAAUCUAAAAUCGUCGACACAAGCGACACUGAUUCUGACGCUGGUGAAGAAUCAGCUGUCAUGUCGCCUGAACCGAAGAAAAACUACAAGUUUAACAGAUCAAGAACUGGAGUGAAGAGCCUCGCGUUUUUGGACUCUGGUUUCUGGAAGAGGUCCAAUUUCAACGAAGAGGAUGCAAUGAUUGAGUUCCAUAAGAGAGCGCAGGAUAAGAAAUAUCUGAAUGCUCCAUUCAAAUGCACGCUGUGCUAUAAAGGUUUCUCACAGAAGAGUAUGCUUGAUAGACACAUGCCUCAGAAGCAUGAUGAGUCGAUCGGCAAGGUGGUGUGCCGUUUCUGCAAGAUGCGCUUCAAGCACCAACGCUUCCUGAACAAACACUUGCGGAGACACUACAACAAGUACGAGUGUCUGAGAUGCGGUCUCAUCUGCUGUCUAGAAAACUCAGCCCUAUUCCACGAGGAAUACCAUAGCGGUGUGAAGAGAAAGUGCCCGCAUUGUGACAAGGAAUUCAACCACCUAUCAACAUUCUACACGCACUUACGCACGCACCGCAGCAAGCAUAUGUGUUCGUUGUGCGGCGAGUCAUUCGUCAGCGAGUUCGGCUUGCAUCUACAUCGGAAGGCCAAGCACGCCGGCGUUGGUACUGCUGACAAAGCAGUCGUGAACGUAGAAGACACGAUAUACUGCGAGGUUUGCAAGAUGAACUUCGAAACUAAGGACGCGUACCAAAACCAUCUGGCCCAUUCGGCGAUGCACACGGAAGAGAACAAAUUGCUGGGCGAAUAUCUAAUCCACGAGAUGUUAGAAGAAGAAGAGAGAAGAGAGGGGAGGUUGCCUGACAAGAAUGACGCUCUUUCCGCCCGCGGCUUCGCCCGCGUGGACUACAUUAUAUAG
Molecule: messenger RNA, 1661 nt
Organism: Ostrinia nubilalis (European corn borer)
Lineage: Eukaryota; Metazoa; Arthropoda; Insecta; Lepidoptera; Crambidae
Product: zinc finger protein pita-like
Exons: 9
Coding region: 84-1661 (525 amino acids)
Cellular component (GO): nucleus
Molecular function (GO): zinc ion binding
Source: RefSeq, a predicted model, not a curated record